Molecule: messenger RNA, 4168 nt
Organism: Cladophialophora immunda
Lineage: Eukaryota; Fungi; Ascomycota; Eurotiomycetes; Chaetothyriales; Herpotrichiellaceae
Product: biotin-[acetyl-CoA-carboxylase] ligase
Exons: 4
Coding region: 635-2689 (684 amino acids)
Biological process (GO): protein modification process
Cellular component (GO): cytoplasm
Molecular function (GO): biotin--[biotin carboxyl-carrier protein] ligase activity
Source: RefSeq, a predicted model, not a curated record
GCUACUUUUCACUCGAGGGAACGUCCUUGCUUUGUGUACGCUCUUCAUUCCCCUUCCGCUUCCAACACUGUCUGAAAGCCUCCAUCUGAUAUACCUCGUCAGCCUGCUGUUCCGCAACUAGACAGCGGCGUCUGGAUGCCGAGGACCAACAAAUCUAGAGCGGAGCAAGUCUUUUCAAAAGAUCAUUGGGGUUGGGGUUCAACACAUACUUCGGCCUUGCAAGCUCUCCAGUCUUUCUUCUCAUAAUAGCAAUCGUUCAUGCGCAGUUGCUCUUCUGUUUCCUUCAUCAGAUCUCUGCAUCCUUUUCUGCAGAAGACUUUAGACUCACCCGAACAGCCCGUGCUGAAGAUCCGUUGAUCCCUAUCAGUUCGAACGACGCAUCAGCCUUGACGAGCGUCAUGUCAUGAUUAACUACUAAGGACACUUACCAAUCAUCGAGUUCAUCCUCAGCGGCCUCGGCCUGAACCAAGCUGUCCUGUUUCGACAUCCUGCCACUCCUGGAGUCACUUAGAGGUGGAAGAAAGAACAGAUCUGCGUCUCGAGAUACUUCACUGGCAAAGAAGUUGUCUGACAACUGUGGUCCUACUGCGCCACUUACCCCCUCUCCACAAGAGUUUGUCCGCCACUUCCAACCAUGUCCAAGCGAAUGAACAUCCUCGUUUACUCUGGAAAUGGCAGCACCGUCGAGUCAGUCCGUCAUUGCCUCUACACACUCCGGAGGCUCCUGGCUCCUCAUUAUGCUGUCAUCCCGGUCACUGGCGACAUGCUUAUCAAAGAGCCGUGGACAGCAAGCUGUGCUGCUGUAGUAUUUCCAGGUGGCGCUGAUCAGGGCUACUGCAAGACACUCAAUGGUGAGGGCAACAGGCGUAUUCGACAGUUCGUCGAGCGAGGUGGCCUCUAUAUUGGAUUCUGCGCCGGCGGCUACUAUGGCAGUCAGAGAUGUGAAUUCGAGGUAGGAAACAGGCUUCUGGAGGUUGUUGGGGAUAGGGAGCUUGCUUUCUAUCCUGGGACGGCUCGAGGAUGCGCAUUCUCCGGCUUUGUUUACCAUAGUGAAAAGGGGGCGCGUGCCACCGAGUUGAAAGUGGACAAGACUUGUCUGCCCUCAGGAGCCGUCCCGGAUGUUUUCAAGUCCUACUACAAUGGCGGCGGCGUCUUUGUCGACGCGCCCAAGUAUAAAGACCAGGGCGUCGAAGUCCUUGCCAGCUAUACGGACCCUCUCGCCGUCGACCCUGGGGAAGGCGCGGCCGCCGUUGUCUAUUGCAAAGUCGGCCAAGGUGCAGCAUUGCUGACCGGUCCGCAUCCAGAGUUUGCUCCAGCCAACCUUGAGCCAAAGCCAGAUGCUCCUGGAUUCGCCGACGUCAUCAGAACUCUGGCCGAAGACGAGAAACACAGAAUGGAUUUCAUCAAAGCGUGCCUGACGAAACUUGGUCUCACAGUGAGCGGGGAGCAAAAUGUACCCUCCCUCUCCUACAUGCAUCUUUCUUCAUCCGACCCCACAGACACCGCGGGUAUCAUAUCGUCCUUGGGCCAUCUCGUCGAAGGGGAUGAACAUGGUAACGAGUUUCUCAAGGAUGAAAAUGAUACCUUCCAGAUUUUGAAACCAUCCGUCUGGAAAAUGGUUGAUUUGGCCAAAGCUUUAUCCUCGGAACCCGAGUCAAAGGAAUCUGCUGACCAAACCGAUGGCAGCUCCGACCGCAUAGUCGACUAUAACACCGUGACCAAGAAGAUCAUUGUGCAUGAUGACGACUAUCCUCAGCCAAGAUCAACUCCGUAUUUCAACCACUCUGCUUUCUACUCAAAUCUGCAUAAAUACCAAUCCCAAACACCUGGUGCCGUGAAUUUCGGCGCUCAUCUGCUAUACGGCGAAGUGGUCACGUCGACUAAUACAUUGCUUGAGAAAAACACAAAGCUUCUUCGAGUUCUUCCCCAGGGAUUUACGGCAACAGCGACCGUUCAAGUUGCAGGCCGAGGCAGAGGAUCCAAUGUCUGGGUAUCACCGGCAGGAAGUUUAAUGUUCAGUACGGUCAUUCGGCAUCCAAUGGCGCAGAUGCAGUCUGCUCCAGUCGUCUUUGUCCAGUACCUGGCUGCAAUGGCCAUUGUCAACGGCAUAAAAUCCUAUGACGGCUCACUCUACAAGGACAUGCCAGUCAAACUCAAGUGGCCAAACGAUAUUUUUGCUCUCGACCCAGCAAAGGCAAAAGAUAAUGGCGGUGAUAGGAACGACAAUUACACCAAAAUCGGAGGCAUCCUGGUCAACAGUCACUACAACAGCAAAGAGUACAUCGCCGUUUGUGGGAUUGGCCUGAACACUGCGAACGCCGCGCCAACAACGUCGUUAAAUCAACUCAUUCAAUUCCUUCCGCACAAGGUGGCUCCAUUUACGCUGGAAAAAUUGCUGGCCAGAAUAUUGACUGUGUUUGACGACUUAUAUGCCCGCUUUUUAGUGACCGGCUUUGACGAGGUUAUGGAGCAAAUGUACUACCGACAUUGGCUUCACAUGGAUCAGAUCGUUACUCUUGAAGCCGAAGGUGGUCAACGCGCAAGGAUCAAGGGUAUCACCAGGGAUUAUGGGCUGUUGAUUGCGGAAGAACUUGGAUGGGAAGACCGUGAGACCGGCAGGAGAUGGACAUUGCAAAGUGAUGCGAAUAGCUUUGACUUUUUCAAAGGUUUAGUAAAGAGGAAGGCUUGAUGUACUCUCCAGAAGAAUCAGCAUGAUACCAGUCCUGCAUUCGGCCACCAUAGCGGGAGCACCUCUUUACCCGAUGGGACGGUGUCGAUGGGAACAGGGAUUUGGCAUAUAAGAAACAGAUUCACCCCUCCGGCCUGAGUGAGUGAAGGACACCACGGUCUCACUACCGAGUCAGCGAUCUCAUGUCAUGCUCCGCGCGCCAACUGUGCCGUUACUGCUUUAUAUACUCGCGACCCAGCAGUUUUGACCCCAGGGAGCGCUACCGAAUGUUCAUAAUGACCUAAAAGAAUCCUUGAUGAGGCAUGCUGAGUGCGCCGAACGAGAAUGGCGAAGGCGGGUAGACUUGGGCAUGAGCAGGUACAGAUAUGAUCAUGGGGCAUUCCCCCUGGGUUUCCCUUCGGGUGGGACGCGAGACUCCAGCUUCUGCGGGACCACGACAGUCCAUUUGGUGUAGAUUGAGUGCAGCGCCUGUGGUGUCUAUGCCUCUCCUUCCCUCGUCCACUCCUCGCUCGCUCACUCGCUCUCUUACAUUGUGAAAUGGAUUGAAGAUCCGUUUGGUAUUUGUGGCCGAGCCCAAGCGUGUGAUACAGAAAGAGAACCGCCUUCCCUGCUCAACGUACCUCAGACACGGCGGUACUGCUCCAAAGGACACCGUUCUCAACAUGACCACCUACGUUCCCACAGGAAGUUCUAUCGAUCCCAUCCUCACCGCCUCGAUAUACUGAAGCCGUUCGGAAACAAACGGCCCGUCGAUAGGAACAAUCACCCGCACUGCCGGAUUACGCCUUAACCGGGUACUUGACGUCCUCGCCGGCCCAGACGCCGCCGUCCCUGUUGGCCUUGAUCCGCAGGCGCCGCACGCGCUUGAUGUCCUCUUCGUUCUCGUGCGUGAGAUACCAGGUCCACACGUUGGCGAUCCAGCUUGCGCCAAUGGCGCCCGCGCAGACGCCAAAGGAGGUCUUGUACCCGUUGUGAGCGAAGCGGGAUUGGAACAGCUGCGGGCCCACGACGCCGCCGACCUGGCCGAUGCAGGAUUGGAACGCCAGCGUGAAGGCAGUGCCUGUCGUGCCUACCAGGCUUGCGGAUCGCCCUGGUUGAUCAUGCGGUCAGCGAGUGGUUACUUUUCUCUACUGUUGGGGAGAGAAGGGGAGAGAGAUGCGGAGAGGAGGCGGAGCUUUAUUUGACGGAAUCGUGAAUUGGGAGGGGGAAACUUACAAGCCCAGAAUGGAAUGAAGUAGACCGAAUAGAACGUGGUCCCGAAUAUGCAUGCGAUGUACGUCGCAUACCGGUUCACAUCGAAGCAUAGGACGAGGAAAAAGGCCAGUGCCGCGGCGCAGAUGAUCAUGAUCAGCUGCGGCCGCGUUAUGUAUGCUUUGCUCAGGAACCAUCCGGCGAAGAUGAUCGACAAGACCGUUGCGGCGGCCGGGGGGAUGUUGAGCAGUUGGUUCCUGGGCAGACCGGCAAAGCCUAGACUCGUCG